AUGGGGCCGUCCAGACGAGCCAACGUGGUUCCGAACGCCUUUGCCGGUGGCUAUAGCCAGACAGUCAAAAAUCGGCUUGACAAGGUUGUCUUCCCGGAUAGAAUCAAGUGCGGAACCUGCAAGAAGUUUCGGUACAUCGGCACUUUUUCUAACAGACAGUUGGACAUCCUACGUCAUGCCGUAGUGGCCGAUGGAGUUUCGCCUGUUACCAGCGGAAUUGCCAGAUGCAGACAGUGCACCGGUCCAGGCAAUACUGAAUUGAAAUGCUCCCAGUGUGAUCGUGUCAAAUCGAUUGAAGAGUUCGCGAAGAACCAGCGUCAGGAGCGCGAUACUGCGCGAUGCAUGAACUGUGUCCAGAAGCAUACGGAGACUGAGCCCUUGAUUGAUGAAAUGAAGCAGAUCACCGGGGGCGAUGAUACUACUGCUAGCUCUGUUACUGCAGGCACUAGCUCUAUGGCUGUCUCGCUCAAGCGGCUCCAGCUGACCGGUGCUCAUGAAGGAUCUGGUUACAGCGACGAUGAGGAUGACGAUGACGAUUUGUCCGUUGGCGGCGGUGUCUUUCUUGAACCUGGACACACCGACGAGAACAGCAGCGCCAAUAAGGGCAAAGAGAGAGUCUUCACCGGCUACGAUCCUCAGGGAAACCCCCAUGUACUCACUCACCGUGCGGAGGCCACCCAGUCCUACGAGAGCGAAUGGUCUGUCUGGGGAGUCAAGAGCAAGGCUACUAGAAGUGAGGCCGGUCCCGCCAGAGCAACGCCGAAGAAGGAGUCCAAGUUCGCAAAGAUUCCGCGCACCAUCUAUGAGAAGGGUGAACUGCCGAGCAUGGCCAUUCCCGACGCCAGCGGUGCGAACAUCCCUUCUGACGACGAAGAAGAGAAUGAUUUGGACGGCUUUCUGUGA
Messenger RNA from Aspergillus neoniger CBS 115656, 903 nucleotides. RefSeq lists its product as uncharacterized. NCBI's taxonomy places the organism in Eukaryota, Fungi, Ascomycota, Eurotiomycetes, Eurotiales, Aspergillaceae. The coding region runs from base 1 to 903 and encodes 300 amino acids. The transcript has 6 exons. The record is from RefSeq and is a predicted model, not a curated record.